AUGGGUGUCAAGGGCUUAUGGAAACUACUCGAACCAACGGCUUGCGUUACCAACCUCGACGCAUUAUCUGGUCAGAUACUGGCAGUUGACCUUUCGAUGUGGCUGCAUCAGGCAAUACAUGGUAAAGCAGGUUUGCCCAACGAUCAGAACACUUAUUUGGACGUGUUGUUGCGUCGUUUGUUGAAGAUGAUGUUUUACGGAAUCCGACCCGUUAUUGUUUUCGACGGGGCUAACGUUCCAGCGUUUAAAGAAGCUACAAUGGCAAAAAGAAAGUUGAAGCGCAGCAUUGCGGCAGAAAAACUGCGCAGAAUUCAACCGAAAUUGCUAAGGAAACUAGCUGAGAAGACUGCUUCGGCGACUUGCACUCUAGGAGCCAGUGACGGCGUCCAUGUGACCAAUUCGGAGCGAGAAUGUGAGUCCUUCCUGGAAGAAGUAGCAGGUGCUCGGUGCGAAGUGUCGAUUGCGGAAUCCAUCAUUCUAAUGGACGAUUUCAUUGCGCAUGUCAGAGCAGACCUGAAAAGUGAAAAGGCAUGA
Messenger RNA from Soboliphyme baturini, 534 nucleotides. The record is from the annotation of a GenBank genome assembly. NCBI's taxonomy places the organism in Eukaryota, Metazoa, Nematoda, Enoplea, Dioctophymatida, Soboliphymatidae.